This is a messenger RNA of Colletotrichum gloeosporioides, 327 nucleotides long. RefSeq lists its product as uncharacterized. The transcript has a single exon. The coding region runs from base 1 to 327 and encodes 108 amino acids. Lineage: Eukaryota; Fungi; Ascomycota; Sordariomycetes; Glomerellales; Glomerellaceae. The record is from RefSeq and is a predicted model, not a curated record.
AUGGCCUUCUACGAGGAGCAGUUUUGGCAGACCGGACAGUUUCUCAGCGACUUCGCAGCCCCGCUCUUGUUCUUAUUUGCGACAGUCUCUCUGAUCCUGUCGGCGUUGCAGGUGGUCUUGGCCUCAAAGUCUGGCAAUUGCGAGGAAAGAUGGGAAGCCAUGUCAAAUGGAAGCGCCUGGUCUGCAAUUAUGGUCAUUGCCGCUGUUGUCGCGGUGUUUGCUGGCUUGACCUUCAUUGGUGGUAGCGUCAUGCUGUGGCAGGUCCAUUUUGGCUAUCGGUCGUGGAGGAAAAGUCGUUCAGGGAGCAGGCAGCUGCAACGGCCAUGA